Bombina bombina (fire-bellied toad) is the source of this 4129-nucleotide messenger RNA. RefSeq names its product GDNF family receptor alpha 3 (gene GFRA3). Gene Ontology annotation, biological process: nervous system development. The transcript has 8 exons. Gene Ontology annotation, cellular component: external side of plasma membrane; signaling receptor complex. Gene Ontology annotation, molecular function: signaling receptor activity. The coding region runs from base 364 to 1620 and encodes 418 amino acids. The record is from RefSeq and is a predicted model, not a curated record. NCBI's taxonomy places the organism in Eukaryota, Metazoa, Chordata, Amphibia, Anura, Bombinatoridae.
UUGCUUCAUAAAGUGCACGGCUUAAUCAUACUAACACUGCAUACAAAUCACAUCAGUGUGACAUACAGGGAGACCAGACUGUCUCUCUUCAUUCUGUGGUAUCGUUACAUACAACAUAUUUCUUAUCAUAAAGGACUCUGCAGCUGCCGGAGGAGUAGAUCAGUCCUGUACCACUUUUAAUACCUAAGACACCUGAGUAAAGCAACAUUCGUAUACAAGGACCUUAUUAAACACAGAUAUUUGGAGACUGGGAUUGAAGCAAAACGUUUUGGUUAUCUGCCCACACAAGUAAAGGGAUAAAACACCUGAAGCUGCGGACUGGAACAAACUGCUGUGUAGGAAGUUUGGCUGCGCUUUUCCGUCAUGAAAUCUUUGGGGAUCUAUCUGUUCUUUGCUCUGCCUGUGGUCUUCCUGUCUGCUGAGAGUCCUAUGACAAGUGACUGCUUACAAGCUGAGCAACUUUGCUUCAAUGACCCUCAGUGUAAUUCCAGCUAUCACAUUCUUGAGCAGUGCUCACAAGAAGCUGCAGUGGGGCAGGUGGCUAGACCUGAGUGUCUGGCUCUUCAGCAUACCACUCUGAUGCACUGCAAGUGCCGAUAUAAUAUGAAGAAAGAAGAUCAUUGCCUGAGGAUAUACUGGGCUGUUCAUCCUGUACUAGAUACAGGUUCACUGGAGUUAUAUAAAUCUCCUUAUGAAGAAAUACUGUUAAAUUUCACAGAGAGUGAAGACUAUCUACGUCUUUCUGCGUUAAUUUCUGAAAGUGACUCAGGCAAUGCGUGUGUGAAAGAGGGUAUGAUCUGUAGCAGCGACAAAAAGUGCAAUCGUUAUAAGACGCAGUAUGUCUCCCACUGUAGCGAAAAAACUGCUGACAGAUGUGAUCAACGCAAAUGCCACCGCCAUCUCCGCAAUUUUUUUGAAAAGGUCCCACAAGAGUUUACAAAACGACUACUCUUCUGUCCAUGCCACGAUAGCUACUGUGCAGACCGCAGACGCAAAACUAUUGUGCCAGAGUGUUCCUUUGAGGAAAAUCCGAAGCAAAACUGCCUGCAGGUGUAUGAUUCCUGCAUCAAGGAUACCAUCUGCAGGUCUCGCCUGGCAGAUUUUCAAAAACAUUGCCCUCCUUUUGACAAAACCCUUGAUGGAUGCCCUGCUAUACAGCAUAGCUUAUGCUUGCAGUCCUACCUGAGGAUGAUUGGCACCGUAAUGACUCCAAACUAUAUCAGUAAUGAUAAUAUGGAUGUGUCUUUGUCGUGUUCUUGUGAAGGAAGCGCAAACAAUGAGGAAAGAUGCAAGAACAUCAUAGGAAUGUUUAACAAAAACAGGUGCCUAAAAAGCUCAAUGUUAUCGGUUAUCCCAGAGCUCAGUAACACUCACGGGACAUUUGUCCCUGUUAUGUCCAGUUCCAAGGUCUUUAAGGAACAUUUCAAUGUGUCCGCAAUUCAUGACAGUGACCUGUCAGCAGAGAAAAGUAAAAGUCACCUGGCUGCAGCAAGAGUCCCCAAUGCAGAAACUGCUAAAUCAUCAAGCGCAACAUCAGGAGUUUCUUGUCCAUCUUUGGCUUUAACCCUUUUAUGUCCAACACUGCUUCUUUGGAUCUUUAAAACAGCAAAUUGUAUGUAAAAAAUAAUAACCUCCAGGUAUAUUAAUGCACUUUAUGUUUACAAAACAAGCUUAUUUUUCUGUCUCUAGCACAUAACUGGCUAUGGUUUCUUCUUCUGGCUGGAUACUGGAGAAGUUAUUCAGUUGUAUAAUGUCUCCAGACGCUUUGUACACUGUUUGGUACAUUGGGAGCACCUAGAAGUCUUACAUGGAUGGUUACACAACAGCCACAUGUUCAUAUGUUGUGAUAAGACAGAGACUCCGGGUAAACUACGGCAGAGACUGAUAUAUACAGUAUAUCCCAACAGCAAACACCCAUGAAACACUUGUGUGACUUUUGUGAAGCUGCAGAGACCCACAACAAACUAGUGAGGCUCCUGACGAUGUUCAUGUGCUUGAGAGACUCCUGACACUCUUCCAACAACUGACAGAAAGACCUGAUAAAUUUCACAAACUCGAGUUUAAGGAAUGCUACAUAAAACUAUGUUGGUGCAAUACGUCUACACAAAUGGCUCAAGAAUAACUGCAGCAUUGUGCAAACUCCUGAAAAAAUCAUUAGAUAUUACGCAGUUUAGCAGCCGAGCAGGAUAGUGGAUCUAUCAGAGGCUAACAAGAACCUGCCAUACUACAUGUAUAAAUGACACAUACUGUUGUGCUGCUCCUGGAUCUGCAGUGUCUUGUUGUUGCUUGUGUUCUGUAUAAAAGCACUAUAGUCGUUAUUUUCCUUAAAGGGACAUGAAUCCCAGAUUUGUUCUUUGAUGAUUCAGAUAGAGCAUACAAUUUUUAUUAUUAAAUUGACUGCAUUUUCUUGUUAUCCUUUGUAGAAAAAGCAGGUAGGUGGCUCAGAAGUGUAAGCGUGUAUGAAACACUUUAUGGCAGCAGCGUUUGCUACCAUGUAGUGCUCAGGCACAUGCAAGCUUCCUACCUAGAUAUUAUAUUCAACAAAAAUACCAAGAGAUUUCAUAAUAAAAGUACAUAAAUUGUAUGCUCUGUCUGAAUCACAAAAGAAACUCUUUGACUUUCAUGUCCCUUUAAGAUGAUUAAUAGCACACACUAAGACCCAUAUGUAAGGAAGCUAUAUGUACUGGUAGAACCCAGAGACAAUGAAGGUGUUGUUGUUAAAUAAUAGCUAAUGGGCUCUGAAAAAAAUGAUUUGCUUUUGUUUUGUUUUUAUUUUGUGGAAUGUUUUCAGUGCUGUGCUAUAUAUAUAUAUAUAUAUAUAUAUAUAUAUAUAUAUAUAUAUAUAUAUAUGUAUGUAUGCAAGUCUGUCAGUAGCAGUUUGUGUUUCUUUAGCUGAAAAAUACAUUUCAUGGAUUUACAACUUGCCAGAUGUGCUUCCUCCCAAACAAUAUGUCCUCACAUCUUGCCUGCCUGGAUAGGGCAUGUGUGACGGCUUUACAAGUUCACAUAGUAUUGAAUGAUAAUGGGUACAGACAAUUUAUGCUCUAAAUUACAAAUUGGGAGGAAGCGGUAUAAAUGUACGUUUCUUAAUAAGUUCAGUACUGGCUAAAGUGAACUGUAAAUGUAAUAUAUGUAUUAUUUUGUAAUUAACACUGAUGAAAUUUCUUAUAGUUUAUUCCAAUUAAGAAGAACUGUUAUAAUGUUUCCAAACCUCUGUACUUCAGUGGAAGUAAAUAAAAAAACAGUAUAUUAUAUGCAACUAUACGUUUUUUUAUUGGACUAACAUGACUUUUUAAUAUCAUGCUAGUCCAAAAAAAAAAAAAGGUAUAAUUGCAUACUCCAAUACUCUGCUUAUUUUGACAUCUUGUCUUCUGGACUAAUACGGUUAAAUCAAUCUGCAUUACAUAUGUAUGUGUGUGUGUGUAUAUAUAUGUGUGUAUAUAUAUAUAUAUAUAUAUAUAUAUAUAUAUAUAUAUAUAUAUAUAUAUAUAUAUAUACACACACACACACAACACAAGUUUUGCAGUAAUACCUUUUUGUACUAAUAUUACAUAGUAAAGCUAUAUAUAUAUAUAUAUAUAUAUAUAUAUACAUACACACAAGUAUAAUCUGUUACACUUUUAAACUUUGCUUGCAACUAUGCCUCAUAAAAGUUUCUGUUGCUAUGAGGUACUAAAGUUUAUAAUAAACAUAGUGGAGCCGAAUUAUCAUGGCCAGAAUGCUGCGAUAUGCAGCUGUUUCCGCGCGAGCCAUCCCGGAAACAUAAGUUAAGAGGCGGACAACAAUCCAUCUGAUCGCAUACGAUCAGUUUUUUUGACUCCCCCUGCAGGGGCAGCAUUGCACAAGCAUUUCUUGUGAAAUGCUUGUGCAGUGAUAAAUGCCGACAGCGUAUGCAGUCAGCAUUUGUUGAUGUGCGGCGGACAUGAUCGCUACAGCGGAUCAUGUUCGUCCGCACAUUGAUAAUUUGGCCCCAGUAUCAAGGUCAUAGUAUCUUAAACUGGCUGAGCUAAGGAAAAUGAACUCUGCCGUCUAAUUUAAUGAACUUAUGUAUGUGCAGUUGAGUUUAUGUACAUUGUGUAAAAUAUAUGUAAUUCACAUGUAUUGACAAAUAAAAUAUUCUAUUCUACAA